Musa acuminata AAA Group (dessert banana) is the source of this 932-nucleotide messenger RNA. RefSeq names its product zinc finger protein CO3-like. The transcript has 3 exons. The record is from RefSeq and is a predicted model, not a curated record. Gene Ontology annotation, molecular function: DNA-binding transcription factor activity; protein binding. Bases 1 to 705 code for a protein of 234 amino acids. NCBI's taxonomy places the organism in Eukaryota, Viridiplantae, Streptophyta, Magnoliopsida, Zingiberales, Musaceae. Gene Ontology annotation, cellular component: nucleus. Gene Ontology annotation, biological process: regulation of flower development.
AUGUUCCAUUCGUUCUCCUCCUCUAAUGGCGACGGCAGCCUCCACCACCCGGUCUCCACCUCCUCCGUUCCUCAUGGCCUCCUCCCUCUCCCCUCCUCUUCUCUUCCCGAUUCGUCCUCCUUCCCCACCGGAUGCUAUCUCCACAGGAGCAGCAGCACCCACUCGCUGGCUUUCCACCACCACCUUUUGAAGUCCAUAGACGCGCCGCAGCCGGCCUACUCGUCGUCCCCGUCCUUCUCCUCCUGCCCUGUGAGGCGGGUCGUCAGCACCGGCGACCUCCAGCGGAUGCAUGGCGUGCGAGAGACUCCCAGGGUCCGGCGAUACAGCGCGGAGGAGAGGAAGGAAAGGAUCGAGAGAUACCGGAGCAAGCGCAACCAGAGGAAUUUCCGCAAGAAGAUCACUUACGCGUGCAGGAAGACGUUGGCCGACAGCCGGCCGCGAGUGAGGGGGCGGUUCGUGAGGAACGGCGAGACGGAGACGGAGGUUGAGACCGAAACAGAGGCCGCGGCGGGGAACAGUCUCGAAUGCUUUAGCUACGGCAACGACGGGCAGAACCAGAGCCGCCGCAUGGGCGGCGGUAAUGGCGGCGAGUGGAGCAGUCAGUUGCAGACGGCGCUGGAGACGGACGAGGAACACGAGGACUACUACGACGAGGAACUCCUCGCCAUCUUCGCCGACGUCUUCUCCAUGGAUAUCCUCUCCUGAAUGCCAAAGAGAAUGACGCCUCGUGGCUGCAGCUCGAGGAGACCCUGUUCUUCUCGGUGACUCUUCCAUUGAGUCGAUGCCACUGGAUUUGUCUCCUUCCAUGUCGGGUUUUCCUUGCUUUUAAGAAAGCAAGGUUUACCAAUAAUUAAGAGUCAACGUUAAUCUAAGGAGUCAAUGGGAGCGAUCCCUUCACAACCAGUAGAAGACAUCUGAGUUGACCAUGAAUA